Diorhabda sublineata is the source of this 9379-nucleotide messenger RNA. Its product is annotated as myelin regulatory factor-like protein. Gene Ontology annotation, cellular component: nucleus; endoplasmic reticulum membrane. The record is from RefSeq and is a predicted model, not a curated record. Gene Ontology annotation, biological process: protein autoprocessing; positive regulation of DNA-templated transcription. NCBI's taxonomy places the organism in Eukaryota, Metazoa, Arthropoda, Insecta, Coleoptera, Chrysomelidae. Gene Ontology annotation, molecular function: sequence-specific DNA binding; DNA-binding transcription factor activity. The transcript has 20 exons. The coding region runs from base 231 to 3434 and encodes 1067 amino acids.
GAUUGUAAAAAAUUUAUCGGCCUCCAAGUAAAUUGCGUUGUAUGAAAAUGUCAAAUGUAACUGGGGAAUUUGAGUUCCGUGAAACAGAUAAGUAGAACUGUCAAAAAACGUGUGAAAGAGCAGUAUGAAAAGUUCAAAACUUUGUGAAAAUUCAAUACAAAUGUGAAACAGGUGGUUGUUAUUUUGAAAAUUGUUGACAAUGAUUGUGUAUUAGUGCUAAAGUUCAAAUAAUGGAUUCGUUCGCAGCAGAUUUAGCGAUACAGGCCAUUUUAGCUCGGGGUACAGAUUUCGUUGGAGGAAUAGAUAACGAAGCCUUGGACUUUUCACAAUUGGAAGAUUUCAUCAAUAGCGAAGGUUCUCAAGGUAACAAUUCCUAUUUUGGAGAUUCACUCAAUUCUACUCAACCCUCCGGUAAACUUCUGAAUGUCAUCGUUGAAAAUAAAAGGAAUAUCGGACAUUCACUCCCUGAAAGCCCACCAGACAGCAGCUCUGAACACCCUUAUAGUCCACAAGAUGGAUGCGAGGCACCAAUUACAUCACAGGAAACUAUAUACACCAACCUAACACAAGGCCUUUAUAAACCCACCAUACUCAGUCCCAUUUUGACGGACAACCUUAUUUUAGGAUCACAUAUUGUAGUGACGGACCAAAAUAAUGAUCAGCUUUUAGAUAACGGUAAUAUAUUACAAGAUAACGGACUAAUCGUAAGUGGAGAUAUCAGAAAUGGAACGGCUAUACUCAAUAAUAGAACGAUUCAAGAAAAUUUACAAGGCGAUCAGAAUAUUUUACAAGGUAGAAUAAUCUUAACCGACUCGAAUGUUACAGAUACCAAUCGUCCGAUCUUACUGACUUCAUCAGAAUCAGCGCCAAAUUUUGAAAGAAGUAUUUAUAAAAAUGACGAUUUCGAUAAAAAUAUUGUACAUUUAGGAUAUAAUCACAACAUAGAAAAUUUGCCCAGGAACAACAUAGAUAAUAAUAUAUGCGAACAAAAUUUGGAAAACAUUCAGAACGUUUAUACAAACCUGCAAUCUGCCCCUAAGAAAAGAAAGUUAUCUCAAGAUUCGCCAUUAGUUAAAAGUGAACCAGAUCAUUGUACCAACAGCCAACUUAGCCCCUCCGAACAGUUGAACACGUCAAUAGAUGAAGAUUAUGCCUCUUCAGAAGCUUGUUUGUCAGAAUCUCAGUAUCAGUGUAUUAGAUUUAGUGCCUUCCAGCAGACCAAUUGGCAUAUGCUUUGUGAUCAAAAUCUCACAGAAUUGCCUGUUCCACAUUAUAGAGUAGAUGCUGAUAAGGGAUUCAACUUUUCAAAUGCCGAUGAUGCCUUCGUUUGCCAGAAGAAAAACCAUUUUCAAGUAACUUGCCAUGUACAGUUGUUAGGUGAUGCGCAGUUUGUAAAAACUCCAGAUGGUUUCCAAAAAAUAUCAAGUUUUCACCUUCAUUUCUAUGGAGUGAAGCAUGAUUGUCCCACGCAAACAAUUCGAGUGGAGCAAAGUCAAAGCGAUAGGAGUAAAAAACCUUUUCAUCCUGUAUUAGUGGAAUUGGUUAAUUCACAGGUUACAAAGGUUACAGUAGGAAGGUUACAUUUUAGCGAAACGACCUCAAAUAAUAUGAGAAAGAAAGGAAAACCUAAUCCCGAACAAAGAUAUUUUCAAUUGGUCGUUGGUCUUCAUGCUCACACAUCAAAUGGAAAUUUCCCAAUUGUAAGCCAUGCUAGUCAAAAAAUAAUAGUUCGAGCUUCAAAUCCGGGACAGUUUGAAAGUGAUGUAGAAUUGUGUUGGCAAAAAGGACAAACUCAGGAUUCAGUGGUACACAAUGGUAGAGUAGGAAUUAAUACUGACAGACCAGACGAAUCUCUGGUAGUACAUGGAAAUAUAAAAAUAACAGGUCACAUUAUCCAACCCAGCGAUAUAAGAGCCAAGAAGAAUAUUGUUGAAUGUAAUACUGCUGAACAGUUGAGAAAUGUACAGAGGUUAAGGGUUGUUAGAUAUGAAUACGAACCAGCAUUUGCAAAUCAAUUAAGUAGAGAUAGCGAAUGUUCUGAUACAGGUGUAAUAGCUCAAGAAGUGGCACAAGUUUUACCUGAAGCUGUAAAACCCGCAGGAAACAUUAUUUUGCCAAAUGGCACGGCUAUUGAUAAUUUCCUGGUAGUAAAUAAGGAAAGAAUAUUUAUGGAAAAUAUAGGUGCCGUAAAAGAAUUAUGUAAAGUAACAGAUAAUUUGGAGACUAGAAUCGAUCAGUUGGAGAGAAUAAAUAAAAGAUUGAAUAAAUUGAAAAGAGGAGACAGUCUCAAGUCUACAAGUACUAUUAAUAGUUCAAAAUUGUCAUAUUCACAAAAAUGUUCUAAACAUCACCACCACUCAUGUCAUAAGGAGGAUGAACUUUGUUCAAAUAAAUUCAUCCAAAUUGUAAUUGUUAUAUUGGUAUUGAUAAUGGCGUUUUGUCUUGCAGCAAUAACGACUUUAUAUUUGAUGGAAACAGCACGACAGACAGAAUAUAUUCAACCAAAUAUUGAAAGAUCUCACAAAAAUUAUGCAACAAAAAGACCAACGAAAGUUUCAAAAGUACCCACGUGGGUGCCGACGUUACCACCAUAUUAUCCAACAAAUACAUUCAAAGAAGAAGAAAUAACAAAAAUUACUGUGGACCCCUCAUUGAUAAACAGGAAACCGAGUAUAAUAAUUGGAAGACCUCAAGACUGCAUAGCAGUGGAUCAAGAUCUUGAAAAUACUAACUUAUGUCAGAUAUUUUGUUGUGCAAAUCCUCCGCAAAGGCAUUCUCAAGAAAUUUCAACAUCACACUAUUCUGAAAAAAGACUUGUAAAUCCAAACAGAAACAAAACGGGACCAUUAAUAAAUCUGGAGAAGAAUAAAAUUUCAAAGCCAUUUCAUUCGAAUGAUAUUGACAACAAACAAGUUAGACAAAAGAGGGAUACAUACAGUGAUGAUACUAAUCUUUUUGAUGUUACUGAUGAUCAAAUGUUUACUGUCAUCUUGCAUGGGAAGACCUUUAAUACUACUUUGACCGCUAAGUACAAAGAAGAAACAAAUUCGCCAUUUAACGUAUCUUAUUCAGUACCGAUAUCGAAAUAUAUGCCAGAUGAAUUUAUAAAUCUAAUUUUCAAAACCAGUCAGUCUAAUAUAAAGGAAAUCGAACAUUGUUACAAUGAUUUUAAACAACAUGAAUGUCCAUUUGUUAGUUCUGCAGCUUAUUAUGACGACAAAAUGAAAAUUAGACAUAAGGUCAAUGAGAAUAGUCCAAGUCGGCCUAUCGGAAGUAUCAACUUUGAAAUUGAUAUGAUCGAUUAUCAAUCUAAAAUGAUGACUUAUAGGGCAUCACUAAAAUCUAAUCUGAAUACUUGCAAGCUCCCUUCAUCUAAAUUGGGAUUAGAUUAUUUAGAAUAUAAUUUCCAUUUUUAUAGACACUGUGAUGAAUAAGAUCUUUAUAUUUAUUCUUAUUAAUUUUAGCAAUAUUAACCAUUACUCAAACAAAAAAACUCAUGACGUUUUAUGUAUAUUUUAAUUUGUAUAGAAGUAUUUUAAGGGUGUAUAGCAUGGUUUAUUAUCAUUCUACAUAUAUUAUAAUAAUGAGAUUAUUUUUAUGGUUAUGUUUAUGACUUGAAAUAGUUGAAUAUUUUAAAUUUCUUUAAUAAUGUGUCCAGGAAGUGGAACGGUUAGCACAUCGAUCAUACAGAGAGAAUUAUCAACUUUUUAAUAUGAAGUGAUUUUAUUAAUAAUAAAAAUUAAUUCAUUAAUAAUAAACAUCUCCUCAAUCCAGAAAUUAGAAUUUGCAACUACAGUUACUUUAACAGUAUUGCUAAACGAUAACUAUUUUUUUAUUGUAUUCCUUAAACAUGACUUACAUGUAAUAUAUUGACGUAUAUUACAGUAUCUGCAAAAUUGACAAUUUUAUUUUCAUUCCAGCACGUAAUCUGAUACAUAUAUUUUCACAAGUUAUUUAAAUUAUAUUCUCAAGACAAUACAACCGUGUUAUGAAUACAUUUUUUGCAUAUGGGUCAUUAAUAUAACAAUAUCAUCAAAGAAUCUCAUGAGACUCAUAACCAGCCGCAAUAUUAUCUACAUAUCUGCUGAACCGUUUCACUGAUAGAUACUGAAAGUUCAAACACUCUCCCAUACAUUUUCCUAUAAUUUAAAAAAAAAACAUUUAUAGUUCUAAUGUUAUAUUUAGAUAUUUUAUAUUUAUUGAAACAAUCUCUCUCAUUUGCUAGUGUAUAAUUUCGUAAUUUUUAGAAUAUUAUAGUGAUAUUAUCACAAUAUUUGUAAAUAUUGAAUAUGGCAUUUCAUAAACUUCAUUCAUCAAGUAUCCCAAUAUCAAGGUCUGAAAUUAAAACUAUAUCGAAUCAUUUAAAACUUUCUUCAGUCAUAUAAUUAAUUUGAGCUUUAAGAUUAGGAUACCUGACUUUUUGUGCUAAGUUUAUCAGAUUUAAUAUAUGUGGUUAUUAUUUUAAGAAUCAAUUGGAUAUAUUCAUCCUUAAGCCUUGACAUAUGUCUGUUCUUACUUAUUUUCAUAAUGAAAACAUUUCUUUUUAAAAAUAGAUCGAAUGUACACAGGAUACCUGCUACUUUUUUAAUAUUUGGAUAUUUAUUCAAUUUGAAUAUUGUGUAUUAAAUGAUAUUAAAUAAAAUUAACUUUCUUACAUUCAUUUUUUACAAUACUAUCAAUCUAUUACAUCCAUUUACAUUUUAAAGUAUUGUUGAACAGUGGGAAUUCACAUGAGGAAAAUGAUCAAGUGUAUGGUUAUUUAAAUGAUUUGCUUGAAUAAGCAAAUACAUUUUAAUGAUGAUCAGUCUUUACUGCGGAACUUAGCCACCAGAUAUUGUGAUCAACUGGCUUGUCCAAUAAACCUUUUCAAACCUACCCUUCUACUAAGUCCAAAAACUUCCGUCAAAUAAGAUAGUGGUAUGUGCAUUGUGCAUUCAAAUUUGCUUGAAUUUACUGAUUUAAUCUGCUGCUCCUUUUUUUUCUUUCAAUACUGUAUUUGUCUUCAAGUGUUGGUUAUUAUCACAAUUUGGUUGAAUUGGUCUUUAUCUGUCGCUACUAGGAAUAGUCGUUCUACUCACAGUCUGGUCCAAUAUCUAAUAUUUCGUAACCAGGAUAGCUUUUUGCGAUCUACCACAUUCCGAACGGAUUUAUUUUAUUGAUGAUGUCAGCUGUGAGCGUGCCUUUCACAUAUACAUUGUACUUGCAGUUAUCCAUUUCGUUUUCUUGAUGUUUAUAUUAAUACCCCAUCUUUGACCAGCCUCAUGAACUCUGUCCAGUAACAUUUGCAAGUCUCCUAUAUUUUCUCCAAUGAUGGUAGUAUCUUCUGCGUACUUUACGUUGUUUAUAAAAUAUAAAAUCGCCCGUUAUUUUUACUCCCUGUGUCCUGCAAUGGAUAGCAUCCCGAAAUAUGAUCUCUGAAUAAAGGUUAAACAGGGGUUGUCUUACUUUGAUUUUUAUUGGUAUUCCAUUUGUAUCACUGUUAUCUAUCCUGGCUAAUGCUGUUUGACUAUGAUACUUGUUUAACAUCAUUUACAUAUUGGAUUUAUUGAAAAAGGAAGAUGAAAAAUGUAUCAACUAAUCAAGCUUCCAAUAUACUUUUAAUUCAGUGCAGUGAAAUGAAAUAUUCACAUCAUAUUGACAUACAUUAUGUUUGUUUUAUAAAUAUUGAAGUAUACAGUUAUUUAUGGAAUUGAAUAUGGCACAGAUAUAGUUAGUAAGAGAAUCAAACUGUUUUACUUACACAGACAAUAUAUACAUAAAAUCAAAGCAUACAUUACAGUUUAAUUUGUAACCAGAUGUCUCGGGUUUUCAUUAUAAAUUGACCCCUCUCUAUUUCAAAUAAACAUAAAUGAUGAUUUAUAAAAAACAUUUCAUGAAAAUUUGAGUUAAUAAAAUGAAAUAUUUACCUGACAACAUAUUAAAUGCAACUUAAUUUUUUCAAAUGAAAUGUUCAGAGUACAGUGGUUCGAAACUGGUGUCUUACUCAAAAAUUUGGAGUGAGUCUCCAUACAAGAAAUGCAUAUCUUUUAUUAGUUGAUAGCGUUCCAUGACUGUGCCAUGUUCUUUUAUCAUAAUAUUGAGGUUGACCAAAAAAUGAUAUAUAAAUUUAGGUAUCAAGAGAUGUAUUCUUAUGAAUAAACCGUUAGAUAGUAUGGUGGCUUAUGCAUGUAUUAGUUCCUGUUUAAAUUUGAUUUCAAAUUUAAUAAAAGUCUUCAUAAAAAUAUAUCUCAAGUGGAAGAUUUCUCACGAAAUAUGCAUUGCUCAAAAAUUCGUUAUUUUAAAUAUAUUUCUUAUUUAUACUUCAAUAUUGUGGUUAUUUAGAAAUAAUUUUAGCGUAAAAAUAUUAUUGUCCAACGUGAAAAAUUCAAAUUUGUGAAAAAAUCUUGUAUUUUUUAUAUUUGGUUAAUAUCAUUCAUUUUGCUUUAAAUGAAAACCAUAUUAUUCGCUUAUAACUAAAUCUUUUAAUUCUUUAUUAAAAUUAUUAUUUAUGAGUUUUGUGGCUCAGCGUUGAUGAUGUAGAUUCAAGCAGGCAUUCACUCACCCUACUCUAUUCAUCCCUGUUGGGUUGUUAAUAAUGGUGUUGUUUCUGGGCGAAGAGUAACAUCAAAAAAAAUAUCGGCAGUUAACGCCAAUAUACAAACGUUCCUCAAAUUAUGUUCUCUGAAGUUUCAUGACUUACUGCUUCAUGGCACAAUACAAUAUAUUUCAAGUUGGGAGUUGAAUAAAGUAUCACUUAGUUUACAUAUUAUGUAUAAAAUAAAUAUUGGACACUAACAUUUUUACUCAUUCAGGUACUUAAGAAAUAUAUCCGUCCAAGUUGUGACUAUUUUUUAGAUCUAUUGAUAUUAAGGAGCAUAUAGGUUCCAUCAUUAUAAUUAAAGUAGAAUAACAUUACACAUUCCAUUUUUAUAAACUGACAUUACUUUUAGUAUUUUGAAUUUUAUAAGUUUUGUUGUUCCAUACUUAGUUUUAUUUUUGAAUUAUGAUUAUAGAGUAUGCAAUGUAAUAUAUUCAGUUAUUUAUGUUAUAUGUAUACAUCUCAUAUUUUUUUGUUUUGUGAUUCUGUACAAUAAAUUGUUUUCCUUUCAAUCUAGAAUUUUAAUAACCACGAAUAUUUUUAUUUAAUUAUCAAAAUAAACACGAAAUGAUAAACUUCUCUUCAGUCUUUUAUCCCUAAAGUCGCAUGGUAACAUGUACUGAUUGCCAGUAUCACCUUUCAUGUUUUUUCUUGGUCGAAUCUGUGACUUCGUUUUAUCUGUAGUCUAUAAUUGUUUUCAUUUAGUUUACUUUUAGUAAUCUACCUCUUACUCUUAUUCUCUAUAAUAUAGAAUGCUUUUUUCUAUGCAGUUUUUUGUUGAAACGAUAAUAGAUUCUUUAUUAUGUUGAGUUUAUUUAAUAUUAUAUUGUAAUAAACAAACCCAGAUUAUUAUUCUUCCACUAUUUAGAAAUUCUUAGUUUAUUGUAUUCGCCUCAUUUAUCCAUAAUGACCAAAACACACUAGUAUAAUAAACAAAAAACUAGUUUUCUAGUUACUUUUGGUUUUAUUCCUUCUAGUGAUAAAAUCAGUACAACGCUUCUCAAAUCUUCCUAGUCACUUCAUUCAGAUGUCUUCCAUUUUAAAUACAAGUGUGUAGAGGCGAAUGCAAGAUUCAUGUGUGGACAGAUAUCGACAUAAGAAAUCUUUUCUAUUUCGUCUUAAGGAGUAACACCACUGUAGAGCUCAGAUUUUGAAGAUCAUUUUUGGAAUUUUUUUUCAAAAAAACUUUAUAUCAGAUGCAAAAUGUAAUAAGAUGACUAUUAUACACCUUUUGAAGCAAUUAAAUUAAUUUUUACAGAGCGUUCCAAAACAAAAUGGCGUCUAUACAGAGCUUUAACAUAAAAGGAAUUUUCAGAGAGACCUCGACUACCACCUACGUUUCGUCAUAGCUAUUGUUCUGAAACAUAAAAAUCAAGUUUUUUCUUAAUGUUUGAUCUAAAAGCAAGAGGAGUACGUAAGAGUUUUAAAAAAUAUAAAAUUUUAACAAAAUGGCGGAAGUUCGAAAAAAUAAUUUUUUUCUUCGUAUCAAAAAAUCAUGAAAAAUCGGUCGUAAAACAAAAAGUUUUCAAUUUAUUAAUAAAAUCCUACGUAGUUCCUCAGGAAACGAUGUUAUAAAGCUUCUGUCAACGUGUUAAAUCAAAUGGAUCAAAAUUGGCUAAAUCAUUGUGGUAGUAGUGGUGAAAAAAGUUUGAAAACGUGAUGCAAUGGUCAAAUUGACGCUACACUAAUACACUAACACAAAGAUAGUUCAUAAUCCUACUAGUACCGCCCAUAGGUAGCCGCGUGUACUAUUUAAUAGCAGAAAUAGUUGCUAAGGGAUAUCUGAGGCGAGUAAGCAUUUCGGAGCGAAAGGCGCACCGCGUUCGUCCGACCGCGCAGUAGCGUCUGAUGAUCAUAACAUAAAAAGUGUAUUUUUCGAAAAAUCCAUUCCACAGCCAUUUUGAAUAACUUUCAAGCAGAUUUUCCAUUAACAGCUAAAAGGCUUUAGAACUGAGAAUAUUUCAUAAUUUUACGGAUUUGUGAGCCAAGAAAUAUAUUAUCUUCAGUUUUCACUCUGCAAUGUUUAGAAAUUUAAAAUACCGGAAAGCAUCACUGUCUUCGUCAAGCGCCUAUACAAAACUUUUCAUGUGCCCCAAUUUGAUGUGUAAAGGGGGUAGAGUAAUGUUAUUGGUAUCUAACAACUGCUCGUGUUAAAUGCUGUAGUAUUUUGCAAAACACAUGCAAAAAGUGAGUUUAAAAAAUCCGAUCUCGACGAUUUUCUAUAAAAAUCUGAUGAAAACCAACUAAAGCAGUCGUAAAUUAGCUAUAUGAAAAAUAUUUUCGUCCGUUUCACAAAAAAAAUGGAAGAUGGUGCAGAAAAUUUGAAGACAUCCAUGCAAUACAUGUCGGACGCUUUUGAAGAUCAGGAAAUGGAGGCAGGAGGCAAUAAAGAAGACGAGAUACUGAAAACGGAAAACCAAGCUCUAAAACAACGAUUGCAGGCACUAGAAGCAAAUCUGAAUAACUAAGAACAGAAAAAAAAACAAAAAAAUCUGGUAAUUGUUGGUAUACCAAAACAAAACUGAAGACGAACCUAAAAAAAUAAUAAAACAAGUAGUAAAAUGCAUGAAAAUCAACGCACGAGAAGAAGACAUAGUAGCAGUCUACAGAAUUACUUAUAAAGAUACUCCACCAAUACUCCUAAAGUUGGCCGAUCAUAAACUAAUCUUGUUGUGAUUAAACGAGUAAAAGAAACAAAAGGUAUAAAAUAACAAGAGUAUGGUUUGAAAGGCGCAAACAGAAAUAUCUACUUUAACUAAGACCUAACACAGGCAAAUUAAAGGUUAUUCAAACAAGUAUUAG